Messenger RNA from Ostrinia nubilalis (European corn borer), 1083 nucleotides. It is a transcript of the gene Apt1, whose product is annotated as acyl-protein thioesterase 1. The transcript has 6 exons. Gene Ontology annotation, molecular function: carboxylic ester hydrolase activity; palmitoyl-(protein) hydrolase activity. Gene Ontology annotation, biological process: protein depalmitoylation. Bases 144 to 806 code for a protein of 220 amino acids. The record is from RefSeq and is a predicted model, not a curated record. NCBI's taxonomy places the organism in Eukaryota, Metazoa, Arthropoda, Insecta, Lepidoptera, Crambidae. Gene Ontology annotation, cellular component: cytoplasm.
AUCCAUUCCAUCCACCCCCGUGCGUCACUGAAACGUCUCUGAAACCAUCAUUGACCCAUUGACCAUUGGAAGGAAAUAACUAAUCAAUUUUUGUGGGUUUAUUUAAUUAUUAAUUGUAUUGAUUUUUAGUGUGCGUUAUAAUAAUGGAACCAAAUCCUGUAAUUAUCGCUGCUACUGCGAAACAUACAGCUUCUCUUAUAUUUUUCCAUGGUUUGGGCGAUACCGGUCAUGGUUGGGCUAGUACUAUUGCUGCUAUCAGGGGACCCCAUGUAAAAGUGAUAUGCCCUACAGCAUCUACUAUGCCUGUCACUUUAAAUGCAGGCUUUAGAAUGCCAUCGUGGUUUGAUCUCCGAACUCUUGAUGCAACAGCCCCAGAAGAUGAAGAGGGCAUUUUAAGAACAACAAAACUUGUACAUGCAUUGAUUGCUGAUGAAGUAAAGGGUGGUAUUCCAGCUAAUCGUAUCUUGGUUGGGGGGUUCUCUCAAGGAGGAGCGUUGGCCCUACAUUCCGCCUUGACAUAUCCAGAGAGUUUGGCUGGUGUCAUGUCAUUGUCCUGUUGGUUACCAAGACAUGCUCAUUUCCCAGAUGGUGUGAAGGCGCCAUUAGACUUACCGAUAUUUCAAGCACAUGGCGAUUGUGAUCCAGUUGUCCCAUUCAAAUGGGGACAAAUGACGGCUUCAUUCCUCAAGACUUUUAUGAAGAAUAUAGAAUUCACGACAUACCAAGGACUUACUCACAGUUCUUCAGAAGCAGAACUUAAAGAUAUGAGGGCCUUUAUAGACAAAACUUUGCCAGCUACUAAAUAAUUGCAUCACAAAACAUUAGGUACUAAAAAGAUUACCUACUUGUAGCACGAUACUUUAUUUUUUAUCGUUUUGAUUACAAAUGAUAUUGAAGUACCUAUAUUAUUGUAACAUUAUGAACUUAAAUAUCGUCUUGGCGAUUUAAUAUAUUAAUAUUACAUCUAAUAGAUUUACGUAGUUUUCGGAUAAAUCAAAGCUAUAUUUAGUUACUUAUUAUUUGUGCAGAUUGUAACAUAUUUUACAGUAGAAUUUAAUGGGAAUAAAGAGUUGAAACUUAUAA